This is a messenger RNA of Drosophila novamexicana, 1426 nucleotides long. It is a transcript of the gene aln, whose product is annotated as divergent protein kinase domain 1C. Lineage: Eukaryota; Metazoa; Arthropoda; Insecta; Diptera; Drosophilidae. The record is from RefSeq and is a predicted model, not a curated record. The coding region runs from base 79 to 1317 and encodes 412 amino acids. The transcript has 5 exons.
CCUUUGGUGUAUAUACCUCAAGUGGGCAUGCAAAGGAAAACCUGACCCAAAGAUGAAAAUUUAAAUUAUAAAUAAAAUAUGUUGACUGCGUUGCGACGAAAAUUUCGCUUAGGAAUGCAGCGUACGGUUCUGAUUGCAGUGCUGCUGGCGGUUGGCCUUUUCAGCUAUGCGUUCCUAAAUCUAUCCUUCUGCUUCAAGCUUAUGUCGCACAGAAGUCUCACGCACAUGUGCCAAAAGUAUGAACACCAUGAGUUUAGUGGAUCCCUUUGCGAGGAACUGUGCAGCAGCCAGUCGAACUUUGACAACUUCCAGUGCCCGUUGAAUGAUAUGAAAACGAUAUUGUUUACGGCCGAAAAGAAUGGCGAUAUGCUCGCCGUGAAGCUGGCCAAGCACAACGAUGACGACUUGAGCUGGACGAACAGCAAGGGCGAGGCUAUUUAUCCCAAGAUCGAGGAGUUCCAUGAAAUUGUCAAGUUGCACAUCAUACUGGCCUACAAUGUAACAUUGGACGAUAAUAUGAUACGCGCCUUGGUCAAUCAGGAGAUUGCGGAUAAUAACUCACAGCAAAUGGUUAGUUUUUGGAGAUUGUUCAAGGACAACAACUAUAUGAUGGGCAAGCUGUUCGAUGAGGAAUCAGUGUUUCCAGCGGUCCUAGGCUCCUGCGGUCCGUACUAUGCCACGGAGGGAUUAGAAAUUGUGCAGUCCAAUCCCAGCAUCAUUCAGUUUCUCGCCUCGAAUCGACAGCAGCGGCUGAAGCAUGCGCUCAACAUCAUGGAGUACAUAUUUCGCUUGGAGGAGAUGAAGCCGGAGCCGUUGCGCAUGUGUAAGAUGCAAGUGAAUCGCUUUGGACUCACGCCCGACAGACGUCUCAAGUAUCAAAGCGCGGAACAUAUCUAUGUCGAGAGCUACCUGGACAAGCGCAUAUCCAACGGGGUCAAGUGUCACGUCAAUCAGGACUGCAACUUCCAUUCCUGUCGAGGACUGUGCGAUGCAGACCGUCAGGCCUGCACACAUGUGCAGCAGAACAAUAACUUUCAGAUAUUUUGUGAACAUGUCCUUUUAGGCAGUGGUACAUUUCAGCCGGGUCUCCUAAGUGGCAUACGUUUGCCACGGUCGCUGCAGAAGCUGGUGAAGAUGUGCGUACAGCCGCCUAAGGAGCAUCAGGUGCCAGAUCGCCGCCAGGCACCUACUCUGCAGCUGGCUUUGAGGCUUUAUAAUGAGCUGAAGCAGCUGCUUCAGGCGGUGAUAACGGCUUCCGGUGCUGACUCCGAUGUGGAAGUCGAAAGCCCACGGCUUCGGCAGCAAGGAGGCGUUUAGGUGUCCUCGAUGCACAUGUAGUUGAAUUGGGUACUCCUGCUGAUGACUUGCUCACAAAGUGGUAGAAUUUUUACAUAAAUUAGAUUUAAUAAGCAAAUAUAGAAUUAAC